AUGGUUCUCACCGCUACAGAUCGCCUACAGCUCAAGGAAGCCCUGCAGAUCGCGGUAGUUCAGUGCUCUGAAAGAUGUCUCUACCAGUCGGCCAAAUGGGCUGCCGAGCUUCUCGACGCUCUUCCCGAAUCUAUGAUCGGUCCCAAUGAACCAAACAUAACCGGACAGUCGGGGGCGUAUGUUCAUCCUGCCUUCUCAGUCAACAUUGACCCGAACGAAGCCGUGCUCGAAGCGAGGGAGCUGAACAAGUAUCUCUUGGCCAAGUCUUUCUUCGACUGCAAGGAAUAUGACCGCUGUGCUGCCGUCUUCUUGCCAGACUCCCUGCUCUCUGGUCUCCUGUCCGCGAAGCCCGACGACAUCGCUACAUCGCCGCGUGGGAAAGGCAAAGCGCCGGCGGCGGCGCUGGCGCUGGCUUCCUCGAAUGACGCCCUGCCGGAGAUCAGCCAGAAGAGUCUGUUCCUAGCCCUAUACGCCAAGGUUAUCUCUGGAGAGAAACGCAAAGACGAAGAUUCGGAGAUGGUUAUGGGCCCUCAGGACCUUGGCUCCACCGUAAACAAGCAGCUGCUUGUAGUCGGCCGAUUCCUCGAGAGGUGGUUUGCUGAACGUACCACCGAGGAUGGAGAUGUCCCCGGGAGCCAGGGGUUUCUAGAGUAUCUUUAUGGGAUGGUCCUCGCGAAGGAGAAGACCGACAAUGCGGCCUUAGAUUUCUUGGUGAGAAGUGUUCAUCUGUUCCCGAUGAAUUGGGGCUGUUGGCUUGAGAUGACAAACCUCAUCACCCGCCUCGAGCUUCUCAACCAAAUAUCCCCACACCUUCCGCAGAACAUCGUGUCCUACAUCUUCCAUCUUCAUACGUCCUUGGAACUGUACCAGCAAGGCCCAAACCUCGCCCAUUCCUUGGAGGAACUACUCAACAUAUUCCCAACAUCCUCGUUCCUUCUCACCUGCAAGUCUCUAUUAGCAUACCACUCCAAGGACCUAAUGGGCGCAGAGCAGGACUUUAGUCAUUUGCUCUCCCUACACCCACACCGACUUGAUUCCUUAGACCAUUACUCUAACAUCCUGUACGUACUGAACAUGAGGCCGAAAUUGGCCUUCCUGGCGCACCUCUGCUCUAGCAUCGACAAGUUCCGACCAGAGUCAUGUGUCGUGAUUGGCAACUACUACUCUCUUCUGUCGCUUCACGAGAAGGCCGUGCAGUAUUUCCGACGAGCUCUCACCCUCGAUCGGUCCUGCCUCUCAGCUUGGACCUUGAUGGGGCACGAGUAUGUCGAGCUGAAGAACACCCACGCGGCGAUUGAAUCCUACCGCAGAGCAGUCGACGUCAACCGGCGCGACUACCGAGCUUGGUAUGGCCUGGGUCAGACCUACGAGGUGUUAGAAAUGCACACAUAUGCUCUCUGGUAUUACAAGAAGGCCGCCGGUCUCCGUCCGUGGGAUGGCAAGAUGUGGAUGGCCGUCGGGUCAUGCCUGGAGAAGAUGGGCCGCAACCGCGACGGGAUCAAGGCCUUGAAGAGGGCCCUGCUUGCAGACAGCUACUACGACUCGACCGCCAGCAGUUUCGGCAGCACCGGUGCUAUCGACCGCAUGGCACACAUGGACCCCGAGGUCCUACUACAGAUCGCAACCAUGUACGACCGGGAAGAGGAGGAGGAGGAAGCCAAGGCGUACAUGGAAUUAUGCGUCGCCCAGGAGGAUGGGGGCACAGGCUGCGACGGCGGCGGGGGCCUCGCAGACUCCAUCGCCAUCCAUCACGACUCGUCGCCGGGCGGCACGUCGGACGACGAGGGCGACAACGGGGGCGACAGGGGCGGCGGCGGGAACGAGGGGACGGGAGUGACGGUCGCGACGAGCAGGGCGCGAAUGUGGCUGGCGCAAUACGCAAUGCGCAACGAGGACUAUGCGACGGCCAAUCGCCUGGCGACCGAGCUCUGCCAGGACGGAGUCGAGGUCGAGGAAGCAAAGGCGCUUAUACACGAGGCCCGCUCCAGGAUGGAGGGUCUGCUGGAACGCUAG
Phialemonium atrogriseum is the source of this 2013-nucleotide messenger RNA. RefSeq names its product TPR-like protein. Lineage: Eukaryota; Fungi; Ascomycota; Sordariomycetes; Cephalothecales; Cephalothecaceae. Gene Ontology annotation, cellular component: anaphase-promoting complex. The transcript has 4 exons. The record is from RefSeq and is a predicted model, not a curated record. Gene Ontology annotation, molecular function: protein binding. The coding region runs from base 1 to 2013 and encodes 670 amino acids. Gene Ontology annotation, biological process: anaphase-promoting complex-dependent catabolic process; protein ubiquitination; cell division.